AUGCCGCGGGCCCCCUACGGCGUAGCCCUGGGUGCCCAGCUCAGUGUGGGCUAUUCCAACCCAGGCAUCACCACAUGGAGUGGGUGUGACUCUCCCUUUUACUGGAGUGAGGAGGACAUUGGCACUGCCGGGGCCCUCGAGGCCUCCAGACGCCGCCACAUGACAGGAGAGAAGGAGAACCACAUAGCCCUGAAGGAGGCGGCCAGAUCUGCUCUAGAACAGUCCUCCUGUCCUCUGGUGCUGGGUGGGGAAGGGCUAGAAGAGGGGAAGCCAAGGCAGACUCUACCAAGGCAGCAGCGGGACCCAAUCUCAGCCAGGCCAACGUGUCCUCUCACAGACUGGUCACCCCAGGCAGGGCUGGGCCCACAGUGGGCCCACAGCACCCUGGCCCUGGAGGGCCCUGCAGAGCAAAGCCAAGCCGCCUUCGCCUGCCACGUCAGAACCUGCUGGGGGAAGCCGCCCUUGACCAAGCACCCCUCUAGAGGCCAGAGAGAUCUGAGCUCCCCCCGCCACCGCCACCGAAGCCUGUCUCACUGUCCAUCUGCAGGGGAGAGGGCCGAGGCUGGGGAGGCGGAGGGCUCGGCAGGGACCACAGCCCUGAACCUGUUUUCAGCAGCCAUUCCCCUUGGCCUGAGAAAGAGCCACGCUGUGACCCCCAUCUCCUUCCCCACUCAGCAGGGCAGCACCUCCUGCCUCAGGCCUGACCAGCCCAGCCCCGGUCACCCAGCCUGGUGGGCCAUGACCCGGCACAGGGUAGCCCUAGGGUGCAGACCAGCCAGACGAAGUGCCACAGCCUGGGCCUCCUCAGAAGGGACACCCCGGAUGCCUCUGGUCUGCCAGUGUCCGGAAAGCACGGUCAGCGUCAGGAGACUUCCCACCCACCUGACCCCAGCGGGCCCUGUGGCCCACCCUCCUGUUGGGCAGCACCGUCCAGUGCCUCUGGGGCUCCACUCAGCCCUGGCCUUCCUUGCCCCGCUUCAUCCCAGGCUGUGGAACCCUCGUCCCACAGGUGUCCAGAGAUGGGCCAGUGCCCUGGACAGCAGGUGCCCCCUGGAGCUUGUGCCUGGUCGUGAACAGGCAGAGUUGAUGGGCGUUUGACAGGGCGCUCCGAACACCGAGAGCAGCAGCACCGCUGCCCGCAGGAGGGUCCGCAGCCUGCGCCCUGCACACCAGCCCCAGCCUUUCCUGCACACGCUGCACCCUCCACAGCUGCCCUCAGGGGGCGGCUGCGGACAGGUCUCUCAGGGACACCCCGGCUCCGCGCCCUUGGUCUCGAGCACUGGUCUCUGAACCCUGCUUCCAGCUCAAUGCACCUCCUCACAUGGAGCCCCAGAUAAGAGGCAGAAGCUUCCAGAAGGUGCAGAGGGGAGCCAGCCCAUGGGCAAGCCCUACUGUGCAGCUCUGGCUAAGCUCAGGGACACAUCCCGAACGGCCACCUGGCCACCCGUGGCAGCUCCCACUUCUGCAAAAAGCAACACACUGGUUAAAAGUUGUGUCGAUGGAACCCCCCCGGAGCCGGCAUCCAGGCGCUCCCCACGCGACCCGGGUUUGCUUAACGGGUAAUCGCAGACACUCAAGUUUGUGUGUUAAGGGAGGUUUAGGACAAUUUAAUAGCUCAUAAAGUUUUAUAGUCCCAGUUGAAA
Messenger RNA from Marmota monax (woodchuck), 1643 nucleotides. RefSeq lists its product as uncharacterized. Lineage: Eukaryota; Metazoa; Chordata; Mammalia; Rodentia; Sciuridae. The transcript is spliced from 4 exons. The coding region runs from base 1 to 1098 and encodes 365 amino acids. The record is from RefSeq and is a predicted model, not a curated record.